AUGUCGAAGAAGGGCGAAUUCGUCAUAAAGCCUCAGAAGGCAGCACCGCCCAUAGACACUUCUGAGUGGCCUCUGCUACUAAAGAAUUACGACAAACUCAACGUGCGAACUGGACACUACACGCCGCUCCCGCAUGGUUCGUCACCACUUUGCCGCGAUUUGUCAAAUUACGUGAAAUACGGUUUCAUUAACUUGGAUAAGCCUGCCAAUCCGUCGUCCCACGAGACGGUCGCAUGGAUCAAGCGCAUUUUGCGCUGUGAGAAGACUGGCCACAGUGGCACCCUCGACCCCAAGGUUACGGGAGUGCUGUUGGUCUGCAUUGACCGCGCCACUCGGCUGGUAAAAUCCCAGCAGGGCCAUGGUAAGGAGUACGUGGCGAUCAUCAAGUUCCACUCCCAGCCUGAGAGCCGAAGCAAGGUCGAAAAGGCGCUGCAGACUCUGAGCGGUACUCUAUUUCAGAGGCCGCCUCUUAUUUCAGCCGUAAAAAGGCAGCUGCGUGUGCGCACCAUCCACGACACCAAAAUGCUUGACUACGAUGAAGGUAAGGGCAUGGCCACAUUCUGGGUCAAGUGUGAGGCUGGAACGUACGUGAGGACAUUGUGUAUCCAUUUGGGGUUGCUAUUGGGCUGUGGUGCGCACAUGCAGGAGCUGCGCAGGGUCCGUUCGGGCAACAUUUCGGAAUACGACAACAUGGUAACCAUGCACGACAUACUGGACGCACAGUACCUCCUGGACAACACCAAUGACGAGUCGUAUAUUAGACGCGUGAUAUCGCCUCUCGAGCGUCUGCUCACCGACCACAAGCGCAUCGUGGUGAAGGACAGUUGUGUGAACGCUAUUUGCUAUGGCGCGAAGCUCAUGAUCCCGGGCGUCUUGCGCUUCGAGAAUGGCAUUGAGCUAAACGAACAGAUUGUGCUUAUCACCACGAAGGGUGAGGCAAUCGCAAUCGGGAUUGCGCAGAUGCCCACCGCAGUUAUCGCAUCGGUUGACCACGGCGUCGUUUCCGUCAUCAAGCGCGUUAUCAUGGACCGCGACACAUACAGCCUGCGUUGGGGUUUCGGCCCACGUGCAACGGAGAAGAAGCGGUUGCAAACGGCGGGGAUGCUUGACGAUCGGGGAAAGCCGAAUGAGAAGACGCCCGUCACAUGGUUGAAGAGUGAGGGCUUCAUUCCGCCCAUGAUCGGCGAGGAUGCAAAGAAGCGUGCACAGGAGGGCGAACAGUCCGAAAUAGACGCCAAGCGGCCGAAGAAUUGA
Molecule: messenger RNA, 1254 nt
Organism: Babesia ovata
Lineage: Eukaryota; Apicomplexa; Aconoidasida; Piroplasmida; Babesiidae
Product: tRNA pseudouridine(55) synthase
Exons: 3
Coding region: 1-1254 (417 amino acids)
Biological process (GO): snRNA pseudouridine synthesis; rRNA pseudouridine synthesis; mRNA pseudouridine synthesis
Cellular component (GO): box H/ACA snoRNP complex
Molecular function (GO): RNA binding; pseudouridine synthase activity
Source: RefSeq, a predicted model, not a curated record